AUGAGGCCGAAAAGACUGAUAUUUGGGGCAAAAGCAUCACAGGAUUUAUUCGACGAAGCGAUGUUCCGAAUAUUUGGGGAUAUUCCUUUCUGUCUUAACCAGAGAGAUGACAUACUGAUUGGUGGCAUCAACAUGGAAGAGCACAACAGAACACUAGAAGCAGUACUACAGAGAGCAAAAGAUUUUGGCAUAACAUUCAACAAACAGAAAUGUCAAUUUGGAGUGAAAGAUUUGGAAUUUUACGGCUACAGAUUCACAAGCGAUGGACUAAAACCUACUUAUGAGAAAGUCAGGGCAGUCAAAGAAUGUAAAGCACCAGAAUCAAGAGAAGAGGUUCGAAGUUUCCUAGGUAUGAUAGGUUACCUUUCAAAAUUCAUUCCGAGAUAUGCAGUACUUACAGCACCGUUGCGAAGGUUAACGAGGAAAGAAAUUCCGUUCUCGUGGGGACCUGAAGAAGAGAACGCAUUCCAGACACUGAAAAACAGCAUAACGAAUGAAAACACGAUGGCAUUCUUCAACCCAAGAAAACCGAUAAUAGUCCGCACUGAAGCUAGCUUUCAUGAAGGACUGUCAGCUGGACUGUUCCAGAAGACAAACAAGGGACUGCAACCUAUACACUAUAUCAGCAGGUCAAUGUCACAGGCAGAAAAAAGAUACAGCCAAACUGAGAAAGAUGCUUUGGCUGUGAAAUGGGCUAAAACGAGAUUCAGUAUAUAUCUUCUCGGAGCACCAAGAUUCAAGAUAAUUACGUCUCACAAGCCGUUAAUACCAAUGUUCAACAAAGCAUGUGCUAAAUUACCACCACGAAUCGAAAAAUGGAUCAUGGAGAUGCAAGAUGUGGACUUUGAAUUAGUAUAUGAGCCAGGCAAGGACGAAGCAGAUCCAAUUGGCUAUUUAUCGCAACAUCCACUCAGUGAAACAGAACCCGAUGAUACAGAUCAUACGAUCAAGAUGAUAGUUGACAAUGAACAUGGGCCGAUGCUUGAACGAGUAAAGUCUGCUACAUCAAAAGACGACAUUCUUCAAGAUGUGUUAGACCGCAUGAGACGAAAUGACUGGAAAAUGCACAAGAAGCGACCAGAAAUAAAACCAUACUAUUUGGUAAGACAUGACCUUUAUCGCUCCCAAGGAAUGAUACUACGCAACAGACAGAUAGUUGUACCUGAGAAACUACAGAAUGUGGUUGUCAAAGCAGCUCAUAGUAUGGGUCAUUUCGGCAUAACUGAGACAAAGCAGAUGUUGAGAACUAAAUAUUGGUUUCCGUGUUUAAACGGUCUGGUUGAGGAUGCAAUCUCCAGAUGUUAUCACUGUCAGAUUUCCACUGUUGAGCAGAAACAAGAACCUAUCAAACCAUCAGAGAUACCAGAGACAGAGUGGCAUACAGUAUCCAUGGAUUUCGGUGGACCAUAUCCAGAUGGUCACUAUAAUUUAGUGAUUAUUGAUAAAAGAACGAGAUAUCUGGUGGUUGAGCAAACUAGAUCCACAUCAGGCCGAGUAACAUGUGAGAAAUUACGUGGAAUAUUCGCGACGUACGGAGUUCCAGCGAGGUUAGAGUCAGAUAACGGACCGCCGUUCAAUUCUGUGGAAUUCAAAGAAUUCUCCCAAGAAAUGGGGUUUUACCACCAUAGAGUAACACCUGAGCAUCCACGUGCAAACGGAGAAGCUGAACGUUUCAUGAAAGUACUGAACAAAACAGAGAAAAUAGCUCACAUUGAAAAAAGAUCCAGCUAUUCUGCAAUACAACAAAUGCUUAUGGGUUAUAGAUCUACACCUCAUCCAGCAACAGGCUAUUCUCCAUAUGAAGCCAUGAUGAAAAGAAGCGUCAGAACACUGCUUGAUCAUUUUCCAAGCAUCAAACCAAAUAUAGAAACAAUGGAGAAAGAAAUAACAACAAAAGACAGAGAGUACAAAAAGAAAUGGGAGAAACAACAAAGAAAGACACCCAAUGGUCAAGAUGGUCAAGAAGCACCAGUUUAA
Molecule: messenger RNA, 1977 nt
Organism: Mercenaria mercenaria
Lineage: Eukaryota; Metazoa; Mollusca; Bivalvia; Venerida; Veneridae
Exons: 1
Coding region: 1-1977 (658 amino acids)
Biological process (GO): DNA integration
Molecular function (GO): nucleic acid binding
Source: RefSeq, a predicted model, not a curated record